Neocloeon triangulifer is the source of this 2426-nucleotide messenger RNA. RefSeq names its product protein Cep89 homolog (gene Cep89). The transcript has 8 exons. Gene Ontology annotation, cellular component: ciliary transition fiber; centriole. NCBI's taxonomy places the organism in Eukaryota, Metazoa, Arthropoda, Insecta, Ephemeroptera, Baetidae. The coding region runs from base 1168 to 2412 and encodes 414 amino acids. The record is from RefSeq and is a predicted model, not a curated record. Gene Ontology annotation, biological process: chemical synaptic transmission; mitochondrion organization; cilium assembly.
AGCAGAGGAUACACUGGAAUGGUGAUCAGCACGGUGUGUCGUUUGAUGGGUUCCGAAUUUGGAGCUUCAGGCAUGUAAAUUAGCUGGCCCCGGCCUAGCAGUCUGUCCCUUGAGUCAGCAUCAACGAACAACCACGGGUGGGUCACGAAGGUGUUGACCCGGAAGGGUCGACGUGGCUGCAGGGUCUUGUACACUAUCGGCUGCCCAGAGAAGUUGAGCCACACUAUGUCCACAUUUCUGGUCGUUCCGUUUAUGAAGGUUGGGUAGGCAGGUUGCAGAGACUCUAUGGAUCGCAGCUCCGUGGCAGGCAUUUUUGUCACAUUUUAUUCUUCUGAAAUUUUUUGGAAAAAUAUUAUAAUCGGUGAAGCAUUGAAGAACAAAUGGGGGUGUGAAUUCAAGGUAAAAAGUGAAGGUUAAUCAUUCUGAAGCUAUACACAUUACGGAAUUAAAAUUAGCAGUUUGGAUUACAUAGCAGUGACGGAAACUUUUGAAUCAAAUGAUAUUUUUCUUAGAUCUCUGCUAUUUAAGAAUAGUUUAAUUAAAUUCAGCGUAGAGGAAUUAAAACUGACAAAUUUGUAGGACAAAAACAAAGCUCGAAUUCGGGCAUUUUUGGGACGUCAUACGCACUAAGCGUAUCUUUAAACCUCACAACUUACCAUUCGUUUUAUUCUAAAGCUAUAUCCGAGCUUAAUACUUCCUAUUAAUCAACUCUAUUCAAUGGAAUAACAUCGUGAAAAUCUCAUGAAUUUUUUUGCCAAUACGACAGACAUCCAGAUAAUUUCAAAGUCGUUGUUCUUCUGUUUAUUCUGUUAUUUUUAUUUUGUUGAAAGGAGAUAUCAGAGAGGAAUGACUUCGGAGCUGCUAAUAUGACAUUUUUAAGUGUUAUAACCAACUUCAAUAAAGUUAUACGCGUAAAAGUUACAAUUUAAGAAUGUUUUAAGUAAUUUAUUCACGAUAUUUGCAUUAAUUCUACUAUUUAUCUAAAUUAUGUGAAUAAAAUAUUUAACUCCUUUACUUACAAGCGUGUCUUUCUUUGCUUUUUGAUAUUUGGUAGCUCUAGCGGUCUCUUCCCAAACUUCCACGGUAAUGUAUUUUCAUGUGGCGGUAAAACAAGUCUGAACCAGUCACGACACGCACAACCGCACGCUUGGCCCUUGGCUUGACAAUAUGAAUAUCGACCUACUGACGAGGCUUCGGAGGACCUUUUCCAGGACCAGGAGGUCUCAUAAUCAGACCGACAUGGAACCUACAAGACCAGCGAGAUCAAACAAGUCUUCUCGAUCCAAAAGUGCUGGCGCUCUGGUGCAUCAACAUCAACAGGAAGAUUUAGCUGACGAGGACAUUCCUGAGGUGCACAGGCCUCAGAAAAGAAAUGGACCAAACACUGCUGAGUCCCUUCUCUUGGAUCGCGAGCUCUUGGAGAAUCUUGUUUGGAGGCUGAAUGUCGAGUUGGGUCGCUACGAGACAAGACUGCGAGCCAUCGAAGGACAGGGUGAUGUACCUGAUGGUGAGAGAAUUGCCCCUGCUUGGUGUCGCGCUGACCCAACCACACUUGGCCCACUUAUGACUGCGUACGAUGAAGCUCUCUCUGAGAAAGAUGCCGUCAUUGAAAAGUACGAACUCAGGUUGAAGGAAUUGGGAGCUGAACUCAGGGAGGUUGUUUACGAAAAUGAACAACUCCACGAAGCUCUUGAAGAAGUGCGAAAUGAGAGUGCCAUGGAGAGAAAUGAGAGAGAACUUGCUUCCAAAGAUGUUGAAAGUCUUCACAGUGAGAAUGUUGCAUUGCUCGGACGCCUGGAGGAUUACAAAACUAGAGUUGAAGAUCUGGAGGAACAGUUGAUCAAACAAAGACAUCGUGACAUGAAAAAGGAUGAUGAAUUUUCUCAACAGCAGGCUCAAAUGAAAGCACUUGCAAGGGACUACAGACUUCUGCAAGAGCAGUUGGAUGAGGCCAUGAAAGAGGUAGAGAGCAGGGUACCCCAGCAACACCAUCAGUCUUCAAUCAACGAGUGCAAAACGCUUUUGGAAGAGCUUCGUUCCAAUUACGACAAGGAUCGUAAACUGCUUGAGGAACGAGUUGCCAUGAUGACCAAGGAGAAAGUAGAGGCUGAGGCCAGAGCCAGACUGGCUCAUUCUGAAGCAAACCACAGCGAUGCCAAAGCCAAGGCUCUAGAGAAACUGCUGAGGAGAGCGGAAGGUCGCAGUGAGCGGCUGCAAACUAAACUGGUGGAUGCAGAGAGUUGCAGAGACUCGUCGGUUCGAGAGCUGAAGCAGUUGAUGGCUGUCGCCGAGAAGCUCACCAUUGACCAAGAAAAUCUCAUAAAAUUAGUGUCCGCCAAAAGGUACUGCUGUGAAGAUUCACCUGUUGCAACUCACAAAGGCAAACUGAAUCAAAAUAAAAAUAAAAAGUAAUUGUUACAUUAAUA